Dalotia coriaria is the source of this 1619-nucleotide messenger RNA. It is a transcript of the gene Idh3a, whose product is annotated as isocitrate dehydrogenase [NAD] subunit alpha, mitochondrial. NCBI's taxonomy places the organism in Eukaryota, Metazoa, Arthropoda, Insecta, Coleoptera, Staphylinidae. The transcript has 5 exons. Gene Ontology annotation, cellular component: mitochondrion. The coding region runs from base 143 to 1213 and encodes 356 amino acids. Gene Ontology annotation, biological process: tricarboxylic acid cycle; isocitrate metabolic process. The record is from RefSeq and is a predicted model, not a curated record. Gene Ontology annotation, molecular function: magnesium ion binding; isocitrate dehydrogenase (NAD+) activity; NAD binding.
UCUGACAUUUGACAAGGAUUUUGCGUGCUUUUCGUUUGGCGAUCGAAAAAGAAUAACCGCUCUAUUCAUAGCACGCUUAAUUACUUUAAUAACUUUCAUUUUCGUCGGUUGUAAAUAAAAACAAAGUGCGGCCCAACAAACAAUGGCUCACAGGCUACUUAAAAAAUUGGUGGGCGCCAACGCCAAUGGAGCUAGACUAUACAGUUCUGAAGUGCGAAAAUGCACACUUAUUCCCGGCGAUGGCAUCGGGCCCGAAAUUUCGGCGGCUGUGCAAAAAAUCUUCGCCUCUGCCAGUGUACCUAUUGAGUGGGAAUCUGUUGAUGUCACACCUGUCAGAGGUCCAGAUGGAAAGUUUGGUAUUCCUCAAGCUGCCAUUGACUCUGUAAACAGAAACAAAAUUGGGCUUAAAGGUCCUCUCAUGACACCAGUUGGUAAAGGCCACAGGUCUCUUAAUUUGGCCCUGAGGAAAGAGUUUGACUUGUAUGCCAAUGUCAGGCCUUGCAGGAGUCUGGAAGGAUACAAAACUUUGUAUGACAAUGUCGAUGUGGUGACCAUUCGCGAGAAUACAGAAGGCGAGUACUCUGGCAUUGAGCAUGAAAUUGUCGAUGGUGUUGUGCAGAGUAUUAAGCUGAUCACGGAAGAAGCGUCGCGACGCGUUGCCGAGUUUGCUUUCCAAUACGCCAGGGACACUAAACGUACGAAAGUCACCGCCGUGCACAAAGCUAACAUCAUGCGUAUGUCCGACGGUCUUUUCUUGCGUUGCUGUCGUGAGAUGGCGGAGAAGUACCCAGAAGUCAAGUUCGAAGAAAAAUAUCUUGACACUGUGUGCCUCAACAUGGUGCAAGAUCCCCAUCAGUACGAUGUCCUCGUUAUGCCUAAUUUGUACGGCGACAUUCUCUCUGAUAUGUGCGCUGGUUUGGUUGGCGGUUUGGGAUUGACUCCUUCUGGAAAUAUUGGCAUCAAUGGUGCUCUAUUUGAAUCUGUUCACGGUACUGCACCAGAUAUUGCCGGCAAAGACUUAGCCAACCCCACAGCGCUUCUUCUUUCAUCAGUGAUGAUGCUGAAAUACAUGGGCUUACAGAGCCACGCAGCGAAAAUUGAGCAAGCCUGUUACGAUACAAUCGCCGAGGGCAAGUACCUCACAGGGGAUCUCGGCGGUAAGGCGAAAUGCUCUGAGUUUACGAAUGCGAUCUGCGAACGCAUUACAGGUUAAUGGUGUCGCCGGAACCUGAUUUUAGCUAGAUUUUUAAAUUUAAUCAUGAAGUGAGCUGCAUUUGUUACCAUGCCAUUAUGAGUGAUCAGAACUUGUAUAAACAGUAUUUUAAUAGCGAACGAAGUCAAAUCCGUUUGUACCAAAGAUAGCUAAGACACGGUUAACAGGUUCAAUAUUUAUGUACAAUACUUUUCAAACGUAUGUUAUCUUAUACCUAGUAUAAUUUGUAGGUAAAUCAUAUAAUUAUAUUUCAUCGUCUCAACGUGGUGACUAUUUAGGAAGUUCCCAAUAUGUUUAUUUAUUGAUUUAUUUAUGCUAGCAAAAUUAAGCAAUAAUUGGUCCAAGCGGUUGACUUUAUUAACAUCAAUUCUCAACAAUAAAAAUAAAUUAUUAUAAGUUAUUGUUA